UGAGCAAGAUGUUCAUCGCCAUGUCCUUUGUGCUGAUGUUCUCGGCAGCUGCGCCCGCAGCAUCAGCCGCGGUCUCUGGAGCCGCCGGAGGGAUCUUGCAGAUCCCCUCUGGUGACUCUUCGGCUCACUGUAUCCCAAGGUGUGGGGAUGUCUGACAUCCCCUAUCCCUUCGGUAUAGGGCCCGACUGCUUCCGUCAAGGCUUCGAUCUCACCUGCAACCACUCCACCAAGCAUCCCAGGCUCUUUUUAGGCAGCAGCACUAUCCAGGUCACUGACAUUGAUGCAUACUCCGGCGUAGUAUCGACCCCUAUAAUCUACAACCUUACAACAAUGUCAGGUACAAAUACGUACGACAUCAUGUGGAAGGCCCCUGCUAAAGGAGAAGGACCACGCCCAGGAGAUGGCAGCGGAUCAAACUAUUGCACCGAGGCUGGGGCUGGGACUGGUGAUGGAUCUGCAGUGGUGCUGGAUCAGAAGUUGUUCGGUGGCUGGAUGAUCAGCAUCGCCUGGACGAUGAGGAGAAGCAGUAGCGCCUGUGAACAGCGUGGGCGGAGGAGAAGCAGGGACUGGAGCACCUGGGAGGUGGAGUAGCGGAGGAUUUGAAAUCAAGGCGGAGGAAGACGACGAUGGGGAUUUGAAUUUUGAAAAGAGGGGUAGUGAUGUCAUUUCCUGCGUUUUCAUCAGGUCGCGAGGUUUUUCCCAACGACAUGAACUCACUGCCAGUACUUCCUCUCAGCCGCAAUGGCACACUAAUAUUGUUGCAGGGUACAACGAAACAGAAU
Molecule: messenger RNA, 782 nt
Organism: Triticum dicoccoides
Lineage: Eukaryota; Viridiplantae; Streptophyta; Magnoliopsida; Poales; Poaceae
Exons: 2
Coding region: 148-591 (147 amino acids)
Molecular function (GO): polysaccharide binding
Source: RefSeq, a predicted model, not a curated record